This is a messenger RNA of Adineta ricciae, 423 nucleotides long. Lineage: Eukaryota; Metazoa; Rotifera; Eurotatoria; Adinetida; Adinetidae. The record is from the annotation of a GenBank genome assembly.
AUGAAUCCAUACAGUGCGUAUGCUGCUUAUGCUAAUCGCGAAUAUGCGUCUGAUAUGUGGAUCAUACGCAACGUUCCUGGUGGAUUGAACAGUCCACUUGGUGAAGCAUUGGAUAAUUAUUUAGGAGGAAAUCCAAACCCAUCCUAUGGUCAAAUUGUUGGCGGAGCACCAGGAGUUGGUGGUUACGGAUAUCCACAGUACGGCGGUUCAUUCGGCUAUUACAUGCGCAUUGUUCAUCCAUGUCUAUGUCGUCAACUAAAUGUCUAUCAAAUGGAUAAUAAAUAUGUGUUAACAACAUCAAAUUUGUUAAACUUCACGUUGUGUGCAACGAGAAAGGUUCUGCCAGUCGUUCGAAGUCCAAAAGACUUGCCUACGAACAUAUACACCAUCAGAAUCAAAAUGCAUGAUGACAUGAAUAAAUAG